AUGCCUCUUUCGGUUUAUAGACCUGUUAUUCUGCGAUAUUUACGACGAGCGCCAUGCUUAGCACAAGUGAGAUUCACUAGUGGAGGACCAGAGUUUCCUGGAAAACCAAAGGAAGAGAAGGAUAAGAAUAACGGAUCUGAUAAAAAUAAUAAAAAUGCUGAUCUAACAAAGAAAGAUAAUCACAAUCACGAAUUGCAAAGCUUUACAUUCAAGUCGACAACAUCCAAAUCAGCGCCAGCGCCCAUGGAUGAAAGUCCUAAUGGAAUUCAAAGUCUUCUCAAGAAAGAUAGAAAACCAUACAUACCAAAACUCAAUCAUAAAAGACUUACAUUUGAGUACCCGGACCUACCUAAAGACGACCCUUCCUUAAACCUUUUAAACAAGCCGAAAAAAAUAUCACGCUGGACUAGGUAUAUUCCCAAGAUUCUUACUGUCCUCGUGGGUGCAUGGGGUGUGUAUGUUGUUAAAGUUUGGUAUUUGGAUGACAACAGCGAAGGGCAAAAGAGCAAUGACUUGCUCGAUGUUGAUGAGUUCCACAAGUUCAUAAUUACGCACAAAGAAAAGAUUGAUGAUGACCAUUACAUAAUCGAGGUGCAUCCCAAGUACGAUCGUUGGGAAUAUAGUUUUGCCUCGAAUAGAGAGCUGAAAAAACUAUGGAAUGGUGACAAGAUAUGGUCGGUUGAGAUACGUCAACCCGAUAUCAAUGUCGUUAGAUCGUACACUCCAUUGCCAAUGUACUAUAUGAAAUCAGAAUACACUCGCUCGGGGGAAAAGGCGCCAUUGUUAAAAAUUUUCAACCCCGCAACCGACGAUCUUUCACGGAACGGAACAAUGUGUUUUUACAUCAAAAGGUACCCUCAAGGUGAAGUAUCGAGAUACAUUACUAGUAAAGAAAUUGGCGAUGAGUUAGAAUUACGUGGGCCAAACAUUGAAUAUAGAUUCCCAUAUCAUCCAUUGAAAACUGUACAUGAACGUCCCAUUUUUAAGGAUUUACCCUCAAAAGUUGAGCCUGAUAACCUUAUUGACUCGCUCUUGAGGGAUCGGAAGUUUCCACCAAUGGACAACUUGACAUUUUAUGCUGGAGGCACGGGUAUUGCACCAAUAUUACAAGUCCUCUUUUCGGAAAAUCCGUAUUUGGGACAUGUUAAUUUGCAUUACUUUGCACAAAAACCUGGUGAAUUGGGUAUAUUAACUAGAUUCUUGUUAUUUUUGGACAAGCUAGACCGGAUUGAUUUUGAAUGUCAUUACGAUAAUCAACGAAAAACAAAACUCAACCCCAAAACAGUUUUACCACCGACUCCGCCAAACUAUUAUUCACCAAAAAGGUUGGAGCAAUCCACCUCUAAUUUGACUCCUGAGGAAGCACUUAAUGUGAAACUUCAAAUUAUGGGCGACGAGGAGAAAGAGCAGAAAAUCGAACCGGGGCUUAAGGAAAAACUUAUUCAAUCAGCAGAGGAACGAGGCGAGCGGUAUACCUCGGCAUUGGAGCAGGCCCAAGUGACAAAGAAGGAGAAGAAACAACCUGCAGCGUUGGCAAUUGUUUGUGGACCUGACGGAUUCGUUGAGUAUAUGGCAGGCGCAAAAGAUCUUGCACGCAAUCAACAAGGAAAAAUAGAUGGUGUAUUGGGAACUAAGAAAUGGGACAAUUCAAAUACUCAUAAAUUAUAA
This is a messenger RNA of Lodderomyces elongisporus, 1668 nucleotides long. RefSeq names its product oxidoreductase (gene CYC2). Gene Ontology annotation, cellular component: mitochondrion. Gene Ontology annotation, biological process: cytochrome c-heme linkage. The record is from RefSeq and is a predicted model, not a curated record. Lineage: Eukaryota; Fungi; Ascomycota; Pichiomycetes; Serinales; Debaryomycetaceae. Bases 1 to 1668 code for a protein of 555 amino acids. Gene Ontology annotation, molecular function: FAD binding; oxidoreductase activity. The transcript has a single exon.